This is a messenger RNA of Drosophila navojoa, 786 nucleotides long. RefSeq names its product NFKB inhibitor interacting Ras like 1 (gene kappaB-Ras). Gene Ontology annotation, molecular function: GTP binding; GTPase activity; GTPase activating protein binding. NCBI's taxonomy places the organism in Eukaryota, Metazoa, Arthropoda, Insecta, Diptera, Drosophilidae. The record is from RefSeq and is a predicted model, not a curated record. Gene Ontology annotation, biological process: Ral protein signal transduction; negative regulation of canonical NF-kappaB signal transduction.
GGCAACACCUAGUUAAUGUUGAGAAAGUGUAGGGACUCUUGUUUGUUUAUUUGUUUAUGUAUUGCUUUAAUUUUAAAAAAUGCUUAAUGCAAAAAUUGGAAAAGUGGGCAAAGUUCUGGUAUGUGGUAUGAAAAAUGUCGGGAAAACCGCACUUAUCGAACAAUUGGUUUAUGGGAAUGUUAACACCGAAACAGAGCUGCAUCCAACGAUCGAGGAUAUAUAUGUGGCGAGUGUCGAUACAGGACGUGGGGGCGCUCGGGAAACCUUGCGAAUCUACGAUACGGCCGGAUUACAGGGCGAACAAGCAGCUCAGUUGCCGCGUCACUAUUUGCAAUUUCCCGAUGCUUUUGUGUUAGUUUAUGAUCCAACAGAUCCACGUAGCUUGGAUAUGUUGGCGGACAUCAAGACCGACAUAGACAAGCACAAGGAAAAGAAAGAAGUGCCUGUGAUUGUGUUGGCCAAUGUCCGGGCUCGCAGCAAAAAGGAUACGCCUCCCACAACGCCCAUUCCGGUGGAGUCCAUAAUGGAUCGAGCGAACAAUUGGUGUCAACGUGAACGCAUUAAGCAUUACACUGUCAAUGUUAUGGAACGUCCGUCGCUAUACGAGCCCUUCACAAUGCUGUGUGCCCGUCUCCAUCCCCCGCAGACGAAGAGCACCUUCCCUCAGCUUCGCCAGGUGAUGCAGAAUCGUCAGAAAAGCGAGGUUUAACAAGUGCAAUCAGAUCUGAAAUAUGAAAAUCCUAACUAGUAUAGAAUAUGACUAAUGCAAAAAUGUUCAAGUAUUAA